AUUAAAGUAUUUUAAAAAAAAAUUGCACCACAACCUAUGCUACAUGCAUACAAGCACAAUGUUAUUGACACAUCACAACUUUAGCUCACUAUUUCCCUUUCCAAUGUAUCUCAAGUGGCUGUCAAGUCUAAGCAGGGGCGGACUGACCAUUUGGAAACUCGGGCACUGCCCGAGGGCCCGGGGUCAGUAGGGGGCCCCAUGAGAUGCCCCUGGUACCUUUUUCAUAGGCUUUUUUGAGUUUGGGCAAGGACACAGGGGCCCCAUGAUCCCCUAUUGCCUGGGGGACCCAUGAGUUGUCAGUCCG
Messenger RNA from Staurois parvus, 304 nucleotides. The record is from the annotation of a GenBank genome assembly. Lineage: Eukaryota; Metazoa; Chordata; Amphibia; Anura; Ranidae.